Durusdinium trenchii is the source of this 2429-nucleotide messenger RNA. Lineage: Eukaryota; Dinophyceae; Suessiales; Symbiodiniaceae. The record is from the annotation of a GenBank genome assembly.
GCGCCCCUUAAUAAGAACAGCCGGCAAUGCUGGGCAUGAACCCAGCGACCAUGGACAAUGCACAGGUGUGCAAGACCGUCGCUGCUGGUCAGACCCACUUGUGCCCUGGAGAGUUUACGCUGUCCAGGCUUUGCUGCCAGCACUCGGUGGUACAGGCGACAUUUGUGGAAAUCUGAAUUCCCAAGUGAUUUGCCACCUGCGCUGCGGCAGCAUGCGGCCAUCAUUAGACAUGCUGCACCAGAGGUGUCUCCGCACAAAGCUGUCUUUACAAUUCACGCCUCACAGAGGAUUUGGGAGAUUGCCAUCGACCUUUGUGCUCGCCGCGCCAUCAAUGAUUUGGCUGCGAACAUCAUAUACAGAGCUUUGGCAGCUUUGGAUUGUACUGACUGGCAAGAGUACAUUCGGAGACAGGAAGACUUCCGGCAAGAUCUUUUCACUGCCUGCUCCAACCUGUUCGAAGUCCAUCAUGUCCAUGAAGGUGCUGAAUGUAUUUUCGGUGUCCUAAAUGAAAGCACAUUGAGGUCUAUCUCUCCAGUCAUGAAGACGUCGAAGCGACAGCUAUUAAAGAAUUGGGUAGUCGACAUCAUCGAGGAGUGGGUGCUUCUGCACCAGGAAUCCUUUAGCCGUAUCAGUGCGACUAAGCUGCUUGAGGUGGUAGGUCCUGCUGCUUUCGUUCAAUUGAUUCCGCGGUUGGGUAUAGGUGUCCAUGCACUUCAGCCAGAUGACUUGGAAGUUUUGUUUCAUCACUUGACGGAGGAUUGCCGGGACAUGUUUGGUGCCAUUCGGAUCGGACUGUCCUUCCUCCCUUUGGAAUCUUUGAUGGAACCGCAGGGCGGCUCAGGCUGGUCGCUGAGGAGGGUGCUGAAGAUGAUCGAGGAACGACGUAGUGAGCAUGGGCUUCGCUUUUUCUUGGCGCACCUACCUGUGGAAUUGCUCAUGCAGGCGUUGUCCGUCUUGAGAGAACGUGACUUGGACACAGGCUUGUCACGGAACCCAUGGUCUUUCUCGGCAAGCCUUUGCAUUGAGGCUGAUUUUCGAACAGGGAGGCCAAUGUUGCCAAACCUUCCUGCUGUUUGGCCCAUGCAUGCUCCUUCCAUGCAAGCUCGUCCGGCUUUGGCUCCAAUAGAUGAGGAUGAAGAGGUGCCCAAGAGGCAACGGAUGUGGCUAACGGAUGGUGAGUUUAUGCCGAUUUGGAUGACCAGACGCAGACCGAAACCACUCGCUGGCUUGGCGCCACCAUCACGGCUACGGGACUCUUCGUGGCCACAGCUGGCAUUUGAUCCACACCUGGCGCUUGCAGAAGAUAGAGAGGAGAGAGGAUGCCGAAGUGUCGAUGCAUACCAAGUGCUUGCUCAAGCUGAAGCAUCCAAUGAUGUGGCCCUUUGGGAACCAAGCUCAAUGGAGGAAUCAAAUCUGCUGCGCCAAGCAGAGGCACUGCCAUCUCCUUCCGCUACGCUGCCGCUCGAUGCAAUCCACUUUGUUGAUUCAGCUCAAGGUCUCUCUCACGUGCUGACGUUCUUCCAGCAGGCGGCCCCCGAAUACAUUGGCAUUGACCUUGAGUGGUCUGAUCCACAGCCAGUGUCUAUUAUACAGAUAGCAACGCCGAGCCGAGCUUUUGUCCUGGACUGUGUGAACCGAACGCCUCUAUAUAUGGCUGUUUUGCAUUGCUUGGUGGAAUACCUCUUAAAGCGGGAAAGCAUUACGAAGCUCUUUUUUGGAUUUCCACACGACCUAAUUCGCUUGAACAUGUUGUUUGGACCCUUUGGCCGCACAUUUGGCAGCCGAGACUACCUUGCCAGUGUCUUGGACUUGUACAUGCAGCGAGUCCGCAGAAUAGAUGUCAAGAAGCCACGUGCAGAGGACACGCCUUUGGGACGUGAGAUGCUUAUGGGAGAAGCUCUUAAGGCAGACGACUUGGAAAAGAUUGGGAGACUUGGAGAAGAUCCUUUACCUCCCUAUCCGCUGGAGGAGCAUUCCGAGCAAGUCUUCACAGUUGGUGGCCAUCAAUCCUUGUCUCGAUUAGUCAACACUUAUUUGGGAGAGUCUUUGAGCAAGCAAUACCGUGUCAGCAAUUGGAACUUCCGCCCGUUGAGCACAGUUCAGGUGGGGACAAAAAUGUGUGAAAGUGUCAUUGCAAACCGAACUCUAUUAUCAUAGAUUUUCGGUACACAACAUCUUACAGGUGAUCUAUGCUGCAACGGAUGCGCACGUGCUGUUGCGCUUGGAAGCUGCAAUGCGCAAGCAGCAGGUAUUGCCGCAAAGAACCUGGGGUGUUGCUUAUCGAGACAAGCAUCAACCUGCAUGGUGGCGAAGCGAACCAGACUCGUCGAGCCAUGCAAAAGAGAUUCUGUCCUGCCCACGCUUUAUUGUUCUCUCUGUGGAUUUUCGGUGAUGCAACAUUUAUUGAGCCUGGAAUCAUUGAUCCUGCA